CAUUUACCUGAUCGGAUGGUGGGCACGGAUCUCCAAAGCCCAGCUAGAUCUCACCACCAAUGGCGCUUCCGUUCUGAGUCACUGACGAGGUGGGCCCUUAGGUGGCGCUUCUUCUCCAUGGCCCUGAUCGCCGCCAAGUCCGGCGGCGGCGUGCUCGCGCAGCGCGGCGGCGGCGGCGGCAACCUCUUCGGCCUCGCCGCGGCCUCCGCCUUGUCCGCGUCCACGUCCACGGCCGCCGCCACGACGCCUCAGCGCAUCUCCCACUACCUCGCGCACCAUCCGAGAGCGACAUGGGAGGCGCUCUCCGCCGCCUUCCCCGCCGCCGACCACGUCGACGCCGUCCUCCUCUCCCUCGCCAAGCACCUCCACUCCUCCUCCUCGUCCUACUCCCCAGAGCUCGUCGCCAGGAACGCGCUCACCUUCUUCUACUGGGCCGCCUCCUCGUCGUCGUCGUCGACCCCCCACACCCUCCGCGCCUACUGCCUCCUCGUCCACCUCCUCUCCCGCGCCGCCCUCAUCCGCGACGCGUCCGUGCUCCUCGAAUCGGCCAUAGCCAAGCACUCCUCCUCGUCGCCCGCUUCUGCCUUCUUGGACGCCUUCUUCGCGGCCUACGAGGACAGCGGCACGGCCGCGACGACCCGUGGACUCCACCUCCUGGUGCACGCCUACGCGCGCGCGCGCCUCCCGGAGGAGGCGCUCGAGGCCUGCCGCUACCUGGCGCAGCGCGGGGUGGUCCCCUCCCUGCCCGCCUUCAACGCCGUGCUGCACGCGGCCCAGCGCACCGGGCGGUUCGGGGUCGCCUGGGAGGUGUUCGAGCUUAUGACGCUGAAGCGGGUGUACGCCAACCAGAGCACCGUUGAGCUUGUCAUCGGCGUCCUCAGCCGGGAGGGUGCGCUUGCCAGGAUGGCUGCACUCGUAGAGAGGAUUCACGGUAAGAAGUGUGCACCAGGCGUGGUGGCACACGUCGCGCUCACGCUGAAAAUCUUCGAGGAAGGGAGGACUGAGCAGGGGAUCUUGCUGCUCAGGAGGAUGCUGCAGAGGAACAUGGUGUUUGACAACAUUGCCUACUCGCUGAUAGUGCAUGCCCAUUGCCAGGCUGGUGAUCUGAAGUCCGCAUGCGAGCAACGGGAUGACAUGGUUCGCCGUGGCUGUCGCCUGAAUUCGUUCGUGUAUACUUGCCUUAUCAGAGUACAUUGCCGUGCAGGCGAUGUUGAUGAAGCCAUGCAAUUGUUUGAAGAAAUGAUCUCUAUUGUGUUGAAGCCGUAUGAUGCUACAUACAGCCAUCUCACUGCUGGGUGUUUCAGACAAGGGAGGAUGAAGGAGGGCUCGGAGUACAUGGACAAGAUGCUCCAUCAAGGUUCUGUGCCGGAUAUUGGCACUUGCAAUGAUAUGCUAGAGGCGCUUUGCGAUUCAGGACAUGUCAGCAAGGCAAACGAGCUGCUAACGGCACUGAUGGACAAGGGGUUUGUUCCCGAUCAAAACACAUACUUGAGGAUGACCAAUGGAUAUGGCAAGGUUGGUGAUGCUCAAGGUAUUAUCAAGAUUUAUCAUGAGAUGGAGCACAGGGGGCUUAAUAUUGGUGUUGAUGUUUUUAGCUCCCUCAUUAGGGCCCUUUGCAAGUGUGGAGAUCUCAAGGAAGCUGAGAAAUUCUUGGCUAUUCUGGAAAGAAAGCUGUUGGCACCAACUAGUGAAAUAUAUGAUCUUUUGAUCAGUGGUAACUGUGAGAAGGGUAACACUAAGAAGGCACUUUGGUUUUAUGACAGGAUGAUGACAGGGAACGACAAGCUAGUCCCCUCUGCUGAUACUUUUAUGAUGUUAGUGAGAAGAGUUAUCAAACCAAAGUCUACCUGUUCCCCUAAUUGCUGAUCUCCCAAAUAAGAUCUAAUUGCAUGGGGAAUUGAUGGGAGAAAACACAGGAAAUGCUAUUAUUACCCAACAUGAUUUGUCUUCCCAUCUCUUCUACUCUAUGAGAAUGCUGUGCUGCAGCUGAGUGCUCAUGCCGCCUGGUUCUCCAAGCAAGAGGGCCAAGGAGGGGACGCCGAUGUUGGAGCGUUGCCUCCCACAUUUCGCCGUUGCUAUUGGCAGCGUCAGCUCAGAUGUGGUGCAGGCAGCUAGUACUUACUGCUGCACGGUUGAGUCCCCGUCACACAAAGUUUGGCACCAUGUCUCUCUUUUAGCACAGUGCUACCAGCCAGCUCCGAGGUAGCAACAGCAACAGCAUUUGCAGUGCCAGAUUGAUGUGCAGCUUUGCUCACGCAGGAGCAAGCAACCAAGAACGGGAGUACCGGAGCAUGUGAGCUAUGUCGUCGUCGACAGCGGCAGCGUGGCGCCGGGCAAGAUCGCCGGCGCCGCCGUCGCCAGCCGGAGCCGAUAAAUAACACAAGUACGCAGUACUACUACCUCACUAAUUUUGCUUCUAGCACGUCGUUUGCUCAUUCCAUUUCACGGCUGUUAUAUACGCUUAAAAACUGAUCUGCAUGCAAAUUUACAUCUCGUAAUCCCUGUCAGGGUUUAGUAUGGUUAAGUGUCUCUGUUGAAGGUUACUUGUGUGAUGCGACUACUCAAGUGAUCUGUCUUUGAUCAUGUCCCGGAAGAAAACGAGACCGAUUUUGACCAGAAACCCAUUAAAAGGCUUGCUGAAAUUAUUUCUCGUUGGCGCUUUCUUGCCGUGUAAUUAGUGCCGUGCUGCGGUUUUUGUCCGUAGUUGUAGCAGCGAUUGGGGUGGCUCCCCUUGACGCUCUCACAGUUGCUUUCGGCAUGCCGAGAUGGCUCGUUCGACGACAAUAUGAUUGCAUCAGAGGCUGGGGCUUGAGAAUCGCUGUGAUGCCCUCUUAUUUUAUCUUUUGUUUAUUCUUUUUUCUCUCAGUUUUUUCUCUAUAAUUCGAGAGCGGAAAAAACCCCCCGAAAAAUAGUUUUUUGCAGUUCAUGUCUACCUGCGAAAUUCCCCUGGUCGUCACUGUACUGUGGAGUAUGUAGUUAAACUGAAAAAGGAAGCAAAUUUAUUGUUAACAGUUUGCACUAUUUGGCUAUGCAGUAAAAGGUUGGUCACUCUUCUGUCAUAACAAAUGAGCAAAUCUCUUUUUUUAGGAAAGAGAUUAGUGUACGUUACCGCAUUAUUUGUUGAAACCUCAGGGAAGCAUUGUCGAAGA
Messenger RNA from Oryza sativa Japonica Group (Japanese rice), 3149 nucleotides. Its product is annotated as pentatricopeptide repeat-containing protein At1g66345, mitochondrial. Gene Ontology annotation, molecular function: protein binding. Lineage: Eukaryota; Viridiplantae; Streptophyta; Magnoliopsida; Poales; Poaceae. The record is from RefSeq and is a predicted model, not a curated record.